Molecule: messenger RNA, 1104 nt
Organism: Colletes gigas
Lineage: Eukaryota; Metazoa; Arthropoda; Insecta; Hymenoptera; Colletidae
Product: protein phosphatase inhibitor 2-like
Exons: 4
Coding region: 386-964 (192 amino acids)
Biological process (GO): regulation of signal transduction
Molecular function (GO): protein phosphatase inhibitor activity
Source: RefSeq, a predicted model, not a curated record
GUCCUUAACUUAAUUAAUGGAUUAGUAGAUAAUAAAGAAUGCUUUCAUGUAUGAAUAUUGCGAUUCCUUCUCUGUUACAUUAUGGUGAUAAUCAAGGAUUAGAAUUUAACGUUCCACUAACCAUUCUAAACUCAUUGAAAUGUUGCAAAGUAAUGUGCUUGAAAUAUUCUUCACUGUAUAACGUGUUGUGCAACAUGGCACCAAUCACAAUUCAUGAUUUUGUGAUCUAAACUAACAAUUUUCAAGGUGGCAAAUUGCCAUCAUUUGUAAACAAUUGUCAUCCUGAUUAGCCCUGAUUUGUGUGAAAACGUUGUGACGAAAAAUUAUCCUUAUAAAGAUCGGUCAUGUUUUAUAAUUAUCAACUGUGAAUUCAAUUCUUCUCAAAAUGGCAGAAAAUCUUUCAAAACGGCCUCCCAAAGGAAUUUUAAAAACAUCCAGCAGCUUUGAUAAUCCGGAUAUACCUAGACCAAGUAAAGAGAUGACAUGGGAUGAAAUGAAUAUAAUAGCAACAUUACAUCCACCAGAAAAAGAUUAUGGUCAUAUGAAGAUCGAUGAACCAAAAACCCCAUACAACUAUGAAGGCCUCCACACUGAAUUUGAAUUUGAUCAAUUAGAUUCGACUGCUGUUGCUGCCAAGUUAGCAGGAAGCAGUAAACCAAAAAUUUUUGAAGAAUCAAGUGAUGAUGAAGAAGAAAAAGAGACACCAGAGGAAAGAGAAAAACGAAAAGCAUUUGAAGCGAAGAGAAAACGCCAUUAUCGAGAGUGGCAAGUAGUUCAGAUGGCACGAAAGCAAUUACUUGAACAAGAUGAAGAAGAUGAAGAUGAAAAUGACACAAAAGAUGAAGCAAAUGAAGAGGAUAUAGAAAAAGAUGAAGAUAAUAGUUCUUUUACUUCUCAAGAACAAAUUAACUUCGAUGUCAGAUUCAAGUGCAUGCCGUCCUGUGAUAAAACAGAGCAGAAGUGAUAUGACUAAGGACAUUGAUAAACAAUAUUAUGGAUUACUAAAAUUUAGAGUUCUUUUAUUUAACAUUUUCAGUUCACGGUAAAUCUUCAAUGUUGUCUGACAGGUAAUAGACGAAUUACUUUAAUAAGAAUGUCCAUAUU